This is a messenger RNA of Lycium barbarum (goji berry), 1612 nucleotides long. RefSeq lists its product as uncharacterized. The record is from RefSeq and is a predicted model, not a curated record. Bases 137 to 1612 code for a protein of 491 amino acids. Lineage: Eukaryota; Viridiplantae; Streptophyta; Magnoliopsida; Solanales; Solanaceae. The transcript is spliced from 2 exons.
CGCGGAGGUAGUAUUAAUUUUCGUACAAAGUGCAGUGAUUCGUCAUUUUCUGCCUAAAUAAACAACCCCACAUCACUCCACCGCCACCGACGGCUACCUCUGCUACUGCUAACGACGACUACUUUCAGGUGUAAAAAUGGCUGAUAUAGAACAACAUGUAAGAGUUGCAUUAUACUGGGGUGGUAAAACAAUUCAUGAUGCAGACACGGUUCGAUAUAGUUGUGGGCCUCGUGUUUUUGUUAAACUUCCGGUAUCUCUAACGUAUGCUCGUUUGGUUAAACUAUUGCAUCAAAAUAUGGUCUCCAGCAUUGAAGACGUAAAACUUGUUAUUUCUGGAAGGUUUCCAUAUUCAGUGGUUGGUCAUAGUGUUUGUUACACAGAAAUGCCUAUCGUUGGCGAUGAAUCUUUGCAAGAUUUUCUUGUGGUGCCUGAUACGGUUCGAUCUUUUAUGGCAUUAAUUUUGCUUGAGAUGUACAUUAAAAGUGAAGUGGCGGUGGCUUCAGAACCACCCUCUAAUGUGAUGAAUAAUUUUUCGGAUAUUGGGUGUCAUACUAAGGUUGCAACUCAAAAUACACAACCACAACUUGAUGUGCCAUCAGGCAGCUGUGGCCAAGGCAAUCAGAAUGUCAGCACUAAUUUUUCAGUAGGAACUUUUCCUUCAUUCGGUGUUGGAGAUGGUGAAGGUACUAAUAGUACUGCUAAAAUGGGAGAUGUUCCUAAAGCAUCACAAAUACAAGUUCGUAUGAAUAGUGAUCCUUGUUUGGAUGGUUCGCAUGAUGAUUCUAAUGGUGACGCCCCACAUGAUGCAAAUGAGUCGGUUGAGACAACAGAUUCUGGAGGUAAAAGUGAUGGUGAUGAACAACAGCAAGCGGAGGAUGUUUCUAACGGACCAGUUCAAAUGGACGUUAACAUAGGAGAUGUUCCUACAGUAUCACAAAUACAAGAUCGUGUGAAUGGCUCGCAUGAUGAUUCUGAAGGUGACGCCCCACAUGAGUCACAUGAGAUAAUAGACUCUGGAGGUAAAGGUGAUGAUGAUGAUCAACGGCAAGCGGGGGAUGUUUCUAACGUACCAGUUCAAAUGGACGAAUUUUCAUCACUCUCAGAACUUCAAGGUCGUCCUGAGGUGUUUGCUUCUACCUGUGAGUCUGAGAAUCUUGAGUCUAGAGUAUGGAUGGACUGGAAGACAGACCUUAAGUCUGGAAUGCUAUUUGCAAGCAAGGAGGAUUUGAAGAGCGUUGUUAUAUUGUGGAAUUUGCAACACAACAGGGAGUUUUAUGUUUUGGAAUCAUCGAGAAAUGCUUGGAAGGUUGUUUGUGGGCAGUGGGAGUAUGGAUGUAGCUGGAUGCUUCGAGGUAGGAAAACUCCAUCAAAUCUAUGGAAGGUGGGAUAUCAAUCAAAAGAAGAUCUAUGGAAGAUUGGAAAAUACGACGGGCCGCACAGUUGCCAAAUGCAGGAGCCGUCUGAGAUGGUUUAUAAUAGAUCAUUUAGUCGUCAAGCAGAAAGAAUGAAAACUACCCAUAUUCGAUACGCAAUGGACAUAGGUCAUUCAACUUAUCCUAAUUCAUGUGGAAUUUGUAAAGAGACUGGGCAUCACUGGCAUAGUCACCGGUAA